UAUAUCUGUCUCUUAUAUUUAUUUUAAUGUGUCGAUAAUUCUUUCAGGAUGAGCGCCGAGCUCGCAAUACAGCGUAUGAAAAGGAGCGCAGAGUUGAAAUUAAGGAUACUCUACAUGAAUUGGCGUCAGCACUCGGUCUACGUGAUACUAUGACUGUUCCGGACUUGCUGGCUGAGGUCAUCGCAUUUCUCCAUACAUCGACGAUGCGCGACAACCACCGGGACGCAGACAGACUACGAGAAUGCAAUGAUAACCUCGAGUCUCAAAUUACAUUGUUGGAGCAACGCCUUGCUGCCGAACCAGAUCCGAAGCCAUCAACAUGUCCUGUGAAGAGGAAGGUCGGGGAUUGUGACUGGUCGAGUCCUCCCAGCAAGCGCUUCUCGCCGAGUCCAUCACAGGAUCCUGAGUUCUCAUUGUGCCAGCGACUGCAGCCACGACCAGUUCCCGAGCUUCAGUGCCAUUCUAUGCUGGACACGACUUCCCAGCUACAAGCAUUAUGGCAUGGGGACGAAUCCUUCGUUUUCCCGUUGUCUUGUGAGGAACGGCUUUCGCCAGCAUUGUUGCCCGAAGCGUUAAUACCUGACUUUGGGCUAUCGUCUCCGCAUCCUACGCCGUCGCCAUCAUACUGCGACAUUGUGGAGCCAAGUGUGAAGAAUGAAGACCACGCUGAGAUGGCCACUGUUUGCAGAUUGGAUGCUACUGCGGGCGCACGGAUAUCUUUGAGCCAGUUCCACGUGUGGGCAACUGAGGAAGACCUCGUUUCGCUGUAUUUAUUAUGA
Cydia amplana is the source of this 779-nucleotide messenger RNA. RefSeq lists its product as uncharacterized. The record is from RefSeq and is a predicted model, not a curated record. The transcript is spliced from 3 exons. The coding region runs from base 150 to 779 and encodes 209 amino acids. NCBI's taxonomy places the organism in Eukaryota, Metazoa, Arthropoda, Insecta, Lepidoptera, Tortricidae.